Molecule: messenger RNA, 2465 nt
Organism: Ochotona curzoniae (black-lipped pika)
Lineage: Eukaryota; Metazoa; Chordata; Mammalia; Lagomorpha; Ochotonidae
Gene: DTWD1
Product: DTW domain containing 1
Exons: 6
Coding region: 1326-2165 (279 amino acids)
Biological process (GO): tRNA modification
Cellular component (GO): nucleus
Molecular function (GO): tRNA-uridine aminocarboxypropyltransferase activity
Source: RefSeq, a predicted model, not a curated record
CCCUAUUUAUUAUUUUUUUUUUCGUCUUUGAAGUGGUUUGUGAAGGUUUAGUAAUCACGGACACUCGUGGGUAUAGAUGGAAAUGCAAGCCAUGUGAUGUAUUUAAAAUAUUAAUAAUUUGGUUACAUAAUCAACGGAGGCCGUUUCUUGUGGUCUCAGGUGUUUCUUUUGAAGGUAGAUAAAUAAGAAAGUAAAUUAGCAUCUUUGGCAGGUGCAGGUUCUACAAAAGUUGAGUGGUACAAUCAGUAGCUAAAUGAAGUGUGGGGUACCAGGAAAAGCUCAAGCAGUCAGUCAGCCUACCAGAUGGUGGGUGCUGUGGGAGGGACCCCCAUUUGUUCUUUUAUAUAAAUAGGAGAGAGUACAUGCAUAUAUGUCUCAUAGAUAUAUUUAUACAGUGUCGUGACAACUAGGUUCUCAACAGUUCUCCAGAAAGCAAAUUUGAAAUGGAUUUUUACCCAGUACUGAAUUGAAAAACAAACAGCAAUUUCCACUGUUUGUAAAACAAAACAGAAAAACAUUUUGCCAGGCCGCCACUUUGGCCGGAUGUGUACCUGGGGUUGUUUCCCAGAAUGGCCUUGAUUCAGUUAGUAUGUGUGAAAAUCUUAUUGCAUAAUAUUAUGGGACUGCUGACAUCACAAAGAAUCCUGCUUUUGCACCAUUGCAUGCUAAGAGGGACAGCUUUACUCAAGGGACCCCCAAGUGAAGUAUAUUUUUCCAUGUCACAUGUGUGAAACCAAUAGUAAGUACUCAAAGAGGUGUAAGAGAUUGCCCAGGUCCAUGCAUGUGUUGAUAAAGAACCAAACUACAGUCCUGAUGUUGAGGGUACCAUGCAGAGUAGAAGUGAUACAACUUGGUGCGUUUUAUUAGUUUUACCCAUGCAGAGUAGAAGUGAUACAACCUGAUGAGUUUUAUUAGUUUUAGGGGGAAAUUGGGUAGAAAGGAAAGUAAAAAUUAAUUUGUUUUCAGCUUCAGUUGCAGAAUGAUGAAUUUCAUGGUCAUAAAACUAUGUUUUAGUUCUGUAAGAAUGGUCUUUUUUUUAAUGUUUUCUAUGUUUUUUUUUUUUUAUCUCCCAUGGCAUUUUUAUUCCCUCUGAUGUAUUUAAUGUUGACAAGUCUUGAAGAUUUUGAAUAAUCACAUUGCAACAAAUGAUUUGUAACAUUCAAGACAGGCUAUUGGCUAAGAGGACAGAUGCUAUGAUCAUAUCUGUUGAUCUGGAACGAGCUACACAUACUUAGAACUGCUGGCCACUUCUGUGUGGCGACUUCAGCCAUAGUGCACCUAUACUAAGAAUUUUUAGCAGGAUAUGCCUUUAGUUUAAAUGAAGAAUGUCUCUCAACUCACCUGUAUUUCUUGAAGAAAGUGAAGAAAGUAAUUCAAAAUUUGUGGAAACAAAACAGUCACAGACUACUUCCGUAGCUUCAGAAGAUCCCCUUCAGAACUUAUGCUUAGCAUCUCAAGAAGUUCUUCAUAAAGCUCAACAAACUGGGAGAUCAAAGUGUCUACAAUGUGGUGGUUCCAGAAUGUUUUACUGCUAUACAUGUUAUGUCCCAGUUGAAAAUGUACCUACUGAACAGAUUCCACUUGUGAAGCUUCCAUUGAAGAUCGACAUCAUUAAACAUCCAAAUGAAACAGAUGGCAAAAGUACUGCCAUACAUGCAAAACUCUUAGCACCUGAUUUUGUGAACAUUUACACAUAUCCUUGUAUUCCAGAAUAUGAAGAACAGGAUCAUGAAGUUGCGCUUGUUUUUCCUGGACCUCAGUCUGUCUCCAUAAAAGAUAUCUCUUUCCAUCUACAAAAACGAAUGCAAGAUAAUAUUAGAGACAAAAGUGAUGACUCUGACAAGCCAACUGUUAAGCGUAAAAAAACUGAAGAAAUGGAGGACCUUGAUUUGAUUGGCAGCAAGGGCACAACACUGAAAAAAAUUAUUUUUAUAGAUAGCACUUGGAACCAGACGAACAAAAUAUUCACUGAUGAGAGACUUCAAGGGUAUUUAUCGAUUCAAAUCAUGAGGCAUGGAAAACAUGAAGGAGGCAGUGGCCUACUACCUGGGACAGUCACCCUGAAGUUGGGGAGAUUAAAAACUCCUAAAUUUGAGGAGCCAUAUUCUUGGAGAAGAGAAACGCAAGAAAAUCGAGACUCCUUCUGUAUGGCACAUCUGCUUUGAUGCAUUUCCUAACUUCUGAGUACACAUCUCUGAGGGUGAUCUUUCGUCCAUGUGCUUCCCUGCUCUCCACCAUCUUCAUCUGACACUACAGUAAUGGAACUGCCUGAUUUCAGAGUGUGAACCUCCAAAACCGUGAGUGAAAAGAAGCCUUUUUUUUUUUCACAAUUAGCCUCUCUCCAGUAUUUGUUGUAGUAAUAAGCAUAUGAUGAACACAUUAGGGCAGCUCAUAUUCAAGGAGUGAGGAAAUCUGUCACUUCAAGGGAAGAGUUGCAGUUAUAUUGAAAAUGGUAAGAUUUGGGG